This is a messenger RNA of Entrophospora sp. SA101, 1359 nucleotides long. The record is from the annotation of a GenBank genome assembly. NCBI's taxonomy places the organism in Eukaryota, Fungi, Glomeromycota, Glomeromycetes, Entrophosporales, Entrophosporaceae.
AUGGAUAAUAGUGAUUUUUUAAAUUUUGAUGUAGAGGUUGAUUCAAUAGAACAACAAUGGAAUGCUACAUAUCAAAAAUUAAAUAUAAUUCAAGAUGAUUCAGACGUAGAAAGAUUAAUAAAUACAACAAAGGCAUGGUCUUUGAUUACAUUAUGGUUAGAUCCUUUCAGAUUUGAUAAGAAUGAAGAAGACUUUAAACAAAUUCCUAUAGUAAUUAGAGAUAGUUUGAUUAUUAUUCAACGUACACCUUUAGCAACUCGCUUGGUUGAAUGGUACAUUGAGCCUAUUAUUAGUGAUGAUGAAUCAAACAUUAAUGAUAAAUUAGAAAAUAAAUUCUGUGAAGAUUAUUCAACGAUAAUCGGUGAUAUUUAUAUUCAUUUUAAGAAAUUUGAAGGUUUACUUUUAGAAAUUUUUACUAGCUCUGACACAUUACAAAAAUUUUAUAUUCAAUAUCAUACACAUUUAUAUUAUUCAUUGAGUGAUAAGUUUCAGUCUAUUUCAAUUGUACCAUCAUUAUUUAAAAAUUUAACAAAAAUUUUUAUUGAAAUAUGUUUUCGGAAAUUUGAUCAAUUAAUAAGUCUUGGAUUCACAAAUAUCAAGUCAAUAUAUUCACUUUCAUCAAAAUUACCCAAAGCUUUACCUGGUAAUAAUGAACUUUUUGUUUGGAAAAGUAAGGAUGACUUAAGUGUUAUAUCUGAAAAACAAGAAUUGGAUUAUGCUGGAAUUGGUGUUGACGACAACGAUGAGAAUAAUGAUCCAAAUUCAUUUAAGAAUGAAUUAAUUAGUCAAAUUGUUACAUUUUCAAGUUUAUGCAAUAAAAUGCAUUCUUUGGGUUUAAUACAACGUACAAAAGAUGUUUUGGAGAAUACAUUGUGUGAACAGAUUGAAUCAAGGGUAGUAGAUACUUGCAGAAACACAUUUGAUAAAUCAAUGCUUCGACGUACAACAAAAUGGUUAUAUUCUGUUCUUUAUCCUUGGUUACAGAUUGUUAUAACUCCUAAUUUUUUAGAUUUCAAUAUUUCAAUAAAAGAUGAUAUCAACGUUUGGGUUAAAAGACUUAAUUAUCACUUUUGCAUGAUUUUUUGCAAUUCAAGAAUAUCAGAAUUAUUCGAUGUAAUUGUUGAUUUUCCUGAAUCUAAAACUGCCAUUAGUGAUUUAGUUAUAUGCAUGAAGAGAUUAGAUACAGAUUAUAAACAUCGACUUGUUCAAUCGCUACAAAAUGCGUUACUUAUUCCAGGUGCCAGUACAAUGGAUAUAAUAAAUACGUAUAUGUCAACUGUUAAAUGUUUAAGAUUAUUGGACCCUUCUGGCGUUUUAUUAGAAAAAAUCACUAUUCCAAUACGAAAUUAUUUACGGUAG